Molecule: messenger RNA, 2612 nt
Organism: Protopterus annectens (West African lungfish)
Lineage: Eukaryota; Metazoa; Chordata; Ceratodontiformes; Protopteridae
Gene: OXCT1
Product: 3-oxoacid CoA-transferase 1
Exons: 17
Coding region: 125-1711 (528 amino acids)
Biological process (GO): ketone body catabolic process
Cellular component (GO): mitochondrion
Molecular function (GO): succinyl-CoA:3-oxo-acid CoA-transferase activity
Source: RefSeq, a predicted model, not a curated record
ACAGCUGAGCAGUCCCAGAAAGGCUAUUGCAGAGUAUAGCAACGUGACCUGUAUAUCUAGUUUUUUUGGCUUAAAUGUGAGCUAGUUGUUCCAGUAGCAACCAGAAACAAAAUUCUAACUGAAGAUGGCGUUGUCCAAAUUGUUUGGCCUUAGCAAAGUCAUUGGAAGAAACUCUCUAACUGCACGGGGUGUUAACAUUAGCACCAUAUUAAUAUCACAUAGUAAGACGUGUGGUUGCUGUUUUUCUACAAGUAGUUGCCAGAAUGCCAAGUUUUACAGUGAUCCUGUUGAAGCAGUAAAAGACAUUCCGAAUGGAGCAACGCUGCUUGUUGGUGGUUUUGGCUUGUGUGGCAUCCCAGAGAACCUCAUUGGAGCUUUACUGAAGACUGGUGUAAAAGGAAUAACUGCAGUCAGCAAUAAUGCUGGGGUGGAUAAUUUUGGGCUUGGGCUUUUACUUCGAACACAGCAAAUAAAACGGAUGGUUUCAUCGUAUGUUGGAGAAAAUGCUGAAUUUGAACGACAGUAUCUUGCAGGAGAGCUUGAAGUUGAAUUAGUGCCUCAGGGUACCCUUGCAGAAAGAAUUCGUGCAGGAGGUGCAGGCAUCCCAGCCUUUUACACACCUACUGGAUAUGGAACACUAAUCCAAGAAGGAGGGGCACCAAUUAAGUAUAACAGCAAUGGUAGUGUCGCUUUAGCAAGUCAACCAAAGCAGGUUGCUGAUUUCCAUGGCCGGCAUUUUGUUCUAGAAACAGCAAUAACUGGUGAUUUUGCUCUGGUUAAGGCAUGGAAGGCAGAUCGUGCUGGAAAUAUUGUGUUCAGAAAGACUACAAGGAACUUUAAUCAUCCCAUGUGCAAAGCAGCAAAAACAACAAUAGUAGAGGUUGAAGAAAUAGUUGACAUUGGAACAUUUGCCCCAGAAGAUAUUCAUAUUCCUAGCAUCUAUGUACACAGAAUCAUUAAGGGUGAAAAAUAUGAAAAGAGAAUUGAGAGGCGAACACUUAGAAAGCCUGAAGAUGCUACACCAAAGCCUAAGAAAGAUUCAGAUAUAGUGAGAGAAAGAAUUAUUCGCCGUGCGGCUCUUGAAUUUGAAGAUGGAAUGUAUGCAAAUCUUGGUAUUGGGAUUCCAAUGCUAGCCAGUAACUUUAUCAAGCCAGAUAUCACUGUACACCUACAGAGUGAAAACGGAGUCCUCGGACUGGGGCCUUACCCAACAGAAGCAGAAGUCGAUGCUGAUCUAAUUAAUGCAGGCAAAGAAACAGUGACAAUUCUGCCAGGAGCCUCAUUCUUUUCCAGUGAUGAAUCAUUUGCAAUGAUUAGAGGAGGUCACGUGGACUUAACAAUGCUUGGUGCAAUGCAGGUUUCAAAGUUUGGUGACUUAGCCAACUGGAUGAUUCCUGGUAAAAUGGUGAAGGGAAUGGGAGGAGCAAUGGACCUUGUAGCCAGUGCCGGAACCAAGGUGGUUGUAACCAUGGAGCAUGCAGCUAAGGGAGGAGUACACAAAAUUUUGGAUAAGUGUUCUCUGCCACUGACUGGGAAAGAAUGUGUGGAUCGCAUCAUUACAGAAAAGGCUGUAUUCGAUGUGUGUAAGAAAAGUGGACUUACUCUGAUAGAGUUGUGGAAAGACCUCACAGUAGAUGACAUUAAAAAAUGCACUGGUACUGAUUUUAAGGUCUCACCCAACCUUAGACCAAUGCAGCAAAUUUCUGACUGAAUAUGGAAGAAAGUACUGAAGGGUGACUAAACUUGUCAUUGUAACUACAGAAAUCUAAGUUCUUUUUGAUUAAAGCUUUGCUCCAGUAAACAUUUUAUACCAAUCUGUGCUGUUUAGAGUUUUAGCAAGCACUUCAAUUUUUGUAUCAAGAAGUAGAAAAUGUACCUCCAUUGUUUUCCCAUUGCAGAAUAUUUAGAUAAUACAUACACAAGUCCUGACAAUAAUUUGGCAGUUUUUGUAUAUAAAUAAUGCAAAUAUGUUGGCAGUUAUUCUGAAGAAACAUCCUGUUGAAAAAAAGUCUUUCACAUUUUAACAUUGCGAUAUUUAUUUGUGAAUUCUUUUUUUUAGCUCAUAUCCUACAAUAUUUUUGCCAUAGUACAUCAUGUCAGGUUCAUGUACAUCAUAUAUUAUUCUAAUAUUGUCCUUAAUACUAUUUCCACAUGUUCAGCUUUGUAGUAAUUAAAUGACUACAGAUAUGGUCAUGGUGGCCAGAGACCCUGCAGUACAGUACACCUGCAUGAUUUAAAUGCUGUUGCAAUUAUGACUAGAUUAAGUUAAAGAUAAGCAAAUUCUGUGUGUUGAAGCCUGUUGUAAUAUGACUGUGGUUCCAUGAACUUUGUUGUAAAUGAAAUGUUUUGAUAGGGGAGUAGUAUGUAAAUGUUAAAUUUGGUUAUCUAAUUCAUUGUAAGCACUUAUAUUUAGAAAUUUAAAAAAAUGAAACAUAUUAGAGCGAGUGUGGAUUAAAUAUCUGAAUUUGCUGUCCAGUGUUAAUGCUUUGUUGUAUGGACACUCCAUUAUUAUGUAUCAGUGGUCUAGUCAAAAGAUAUGCAAAUAAAACAUGCAAGAACAUAUGACUUGAAGGUUUAAAGAGAAUGUGUAAUAAAAGCAGAACUUUUAAUUA